AACAAAAUCUGACGAGUCAACUUCAUACAGCCAAAGAAGCUUCAGAAGGAGCUUCCAAGAAAGAGCCAAAGAAGCUUCAGGAGGAGCUUCCAAGAAAGAGACCGGUGGAGAUGAUUCAAUGGACAAGAAUGAAGCUGCUAAAUAAAAAGUCAAGUAGUACAAAGUUAUCUAGAGGUGAGCUGCUGCUGCAGGUAACUUUGAAAGAUGCAGAAAUACAACGCCUUAAGGACCAGAUGCCUCAAAGAAUAAACAACCUUACGGACCAGGUAACUGUAACAGAUGAGGAAAUACUAAGCCUUAAAAACCAGCUUAGUAAGAGAGAUGAGGAAAUUCAGAAGCAUGAGCAUGAACUAGCUUUGAAAGAUAAGGAAAUACUAAGCCUUAAAAACCGGCUCAAUGAGGGACAUGAGGAAAUUAGGUACCUUGUGCAUGACCUAGCUGUGAAAGAUGAGAAAACGCAACAGCUUCAUUACCAGCUCAUAUUAAAAGAUGACAAAAUUCAGAGACUUGGGAUGGUCAUUGAUUCUGCAAUUUCUGAUUUAAGCAAAGCUCAUAACAUUACUGAUGACCAUCCUGAUACUAUACCACCAAAAAAAACGGUAGUUGUAAAAUUGUUAGGAGAAGAGGACAUAAUCGGGGCACACAUGUCGAAUACUGAUGCUUCGAUACGUUCCUAUCCCGAGUAA
This is a messenger RNA of Dovyalis caffra, 686 nucleotides long. The record is from the annotation of a GenBank genome assembly. NCBI's taxonomy places the organism in Eukaryota, Viridiplantae, Streptophyta, Magnoliopsida, Malpighiales, Salicaceae.